This is a messenger RNA of Haliotis rufescens (red abalone), 656 nucleotides long. RefSeq names its product interleukin 17-like protein. The coding region runs from base 63 to 656 and encodes 197 amino acids. Gene Ontology annotation, cellular component: extracellular region. Gene Ontology annotation, molecular function: cytokine activity. Lineage: Eukaryota; Metazoa; Mollusca; Gastropoda; Lepetellida; Haliotidae. The transcript has a single exon. The record is from RefSeq and is a predicted model, not a curated record.
UUUGUUUGUUCACAAUUGCCUAGAAAUCCACAGUUCUGUGAUUUUAUAUCCAAACGGUAACGAUGUUCCUUCUGCGCCUACCCGUGCUCCUGUGUGCUGCAGUCGCUGCUUGGUGCCUGCCACAGAUGAACGUCAACGCUAGAGAAAGAAGACAAGUCGAGAACUGCCAACCUCCAGCCAACCUCAGCCUCCUUUUUGAGAGCCUCAACCAGCACCUCAAUGCUUCCUUGUAUCUUCAAAUGUCUGAGCUGGCCGGGAACAUUUCCCACCUGCCCACAGAGCUGAACUACCACCAGGUGUCAGACAGCCAGGUAGCAAACAGGUCGUGUCCAUCUUCUGUGAGUGAUGACCCCAGCGCCCCAGUCUUCUCCCGCUCCAUCUGCCCCUGGUGGUACAACAUAACGGAGCUCCCUGCCGGUCACUUCCCAUCUGUCAUCCCACAGGCUGUCUGCAAGUGCCCGGCAUGUGUCGGCAACGACGUCAACGAGUGUUCCCGAGUGUCCACCAACAUCCGGGUCCUGCAGGAGAUAGGGUGCCAAGAUGGAUUCUACAAGUACAAGCCAAUCUUGAAGACUCAUCACGUGGGUUGCACGUGCACCAAGAAGCGAACCUCCCCGACUACCAACGACUGUGGCGGCUGGGGCUGCACCAGCUAG